AUGCUCGUAAAAAGUAAUUUAUUUGCCAAAAAAUACUGGCCUAUUGCAACGCGAUUCGCUUCUUUAUUUGGAGUGGCCCAAAACUAUGGCAAUAUAAAACGAGCACCAGAAAUCCUCACAUGUCAAAUUGUUUGUCAGCGCAGUAUUACUACAAUUCAACAAGAGUUUUCCAAGACUUACAGAUCAUUUGGAUAUAGGCAACAUUCCAAAGAUUCAUUCAAACUAUUGGAUUCAAAGCGUCACUCGAACUUAUAUAACGCCCAAACUAGAUCUUUUAUAUUCGGACGUAAUAGAGACUCAGCCAAGAAACGAAAGAAACGUAUUCCUAAUCUUAUAUUAGUACAAAAUCCUUUUACUUGGUUGAUGAACAAAAUUGAUUUCGGUGUAUUAAAAUACGUUUGGGAUCCAGAUUUCCAAGAGAAAGAAUUUAAAUUUGGUACAAAACAGGCAAUAUCUCGGGUGACUCAAGUUAUAAGCCAUGGUCAGUACAGUGAGCUAAAUGGAUUGCUUACAAAAGCUGCCCGUUUAAGCUUACUACGUGAACUAGAUCGUAACUGGGGUAUAAAACAGCGAGCAUUGCUUGCACUUAAACACGAGGACAUUCAGAUAUCUUCGCCACGUAAAGUUUAUUUUAUACGGAUAGGUGAUAAAAAGUUUUGUGAUGUAGAUAUGGCGUUCUUAGCAUUGAAAUGGACUCCUAUAAACAGCAUCGAAUCGCUGCUAUUUACAGAAAUAUUUGCUCGUUUCCAUCGCGAGUACACUCCACACUGCAUACCGGAAUGGACUAUAGCUUACUUUAAAGUGACACGAUUUGAAGUUUUGCGACGA
Molecule: messenger RNA, 828 nt
Organism: Brenthis ino (lesser marbled fritillary)
Lineage: Eukaryota; Metazoa; Arthropoda; Insecta; Lepidoptera; Nymphalidae
Source: the annotation of a GenBank genome assembly